Molecule: messenger RNA, 1655 nt
Organism: Lotus japonicus
Lineage: Eukaryota; Viridiplantae; Streptophyta; Magnoliopsida; Fabales; Fabaceae
Product: protein PHR1-LIKE 2-like
Exons: 6
Coding region: 476-1405 (309 amino acids)
Molecular function (GO): DNA-binding transcription factor activity; DNA binding
Source: RefSeq, a predicted model, not a curated record
AAAACAAAAAGAAGAGAAAAAGUGGUGAAUUGAUAUGAAACAAUACAUUGGCAGCAGUGGCAGUGCUGUUGAGUGUAUCAUAUCAUGUGAAUCUCUCCCAUCUCUACCCUUUUGCUUUCUUCACCUCACCUCACACACAAUCUACAUCCAUUUGCAGGUUAAGAAGAAAGGACACAGUGAUGUAGACAGAGAGAGACAGCAAUAAUAAGAGACACAACACCCUUAAAAAUUUGGUCUUUUAUCUUUCUCCUUUCUUCAUCAAAAAGAACAGAAAGGGACAAGAUCCCCGAAAGCCGUGCCUUCGUCACACCCAGAUUCAGUUUUCUUUCGUACGGUGCGCUUUCCCCCCAAAGCUUGCUCCUUUUUUCAUCUUCACCCUACCCUGAUUCUAAAGUUUUCAUCUUUAGCUUCUGGGCUUCUUGGGUUUUCUCUUGUUUUUCUUCUCCAUUGAAGCAGCAGCAGAAGAAGAAGAAGGAUGUAUCCGAGGCUCAUACACCCCCAUGAAGGGAUGAUUGGCCAUGACGGUGGGGGUGUCCCUAACCACAAGGGUGACCCUUGUCUUGUUUUGACUGCUGAUCCAAAACCUCGCCUUCGUUGGACUCAGGACCUCCAUGAACGAUUUGUUGAUGCUGUCACCCAGCUUGGAGGUCCUAGUAAAGCUACACCGAAAGCUAUCAUGCGGACCAUGAAUGUCAAGGGUUUAACUCUGUUUCAUUUGAAGAGCCAUCUUCAGAAAUACAGACUUGGUAAGCAAUCAGGGAAAGAUUUUAGUGAGGGAUGCAAAGAUGGUAUAUCAGGUUCAUAUCUUUUAGAAAGCCCUGGUUCUGAUAACCCUUCUCCAAAGUUGCCAACAUCUGAUACAAACGAGGGUUAUGAAAUCAAGGAGGCAUUAAGAGCACAGAUGGAAGUGCAAAGUAAACUACAUUUGCAAGUGGAGGCCGAGAAGCACUUGCAGAUUCGCCAGGAAGCGGAGCGGAGAUACAUGGCCAUGGUUGAAAGAGCUUGCAAGAUGCUGGCUGAUCAAUUUAUUAGCGCUACAGUUACAGACACUGAUAACCAAAAGUUUCAAGGAAUUGGAAGUAAAGCACCAAGAGGUUCCUUGGUUGAUCAUCCUGGUUUUUACUCCUUGCCGUCGACUGAGGCGGCUGGAGUGAGUGUUCCCGAAGAAGAAAGACCUCACAAUCUCCCAUCCCAAAGAGCUGAUUGUUCAACUGAAAGUUGUUUAACCUCACAUGAGAGUUCUGGGGGAUUGGUCUUAGAAGGAUCUCCAAGUGAGGGGAGAAGAAGGAUGCUGGGAAUGGAUUCUUUUGCAGCACCUUUGAUCUGGAGUGAAGCUAAGAUGAAAACUCAAGCCAUCAAUCUAGCCCAUGGUAAUUCUCAUGGAAUAUCUAGGUAUGGCAUGUAAGGGUUGAUGGUAAUUCUCAAAUUGAUGGUGCAUUCUCUCAUAAUUAGAGGCACCAUUGAGCUUCUUUCCUUUUCAUAUAGGUACUUGAACUAUGGUCUCUUCAUGACUUGUAAGUUUUAAGUUAAUGGGAACAAAGGGGGAAUCAAUUUUAGCCAUUUUGUAUAUUUAAAUUAACUAUGGGGUUUAAAACAUUGCAAAAACCAAAAAGCUAUCUUUGACUAUACAAAAAAGAAGUUUGUUUUGGUGAUUA